Messenger RNA from Plasmopara halstedii, 177 nucleotides. RefSeq lists its product as uncharacterized. The coding region runs from base 1 to 177 and encodes 58 amino acids. The transcript has 2 exons. NCBI's taxonomy places the organism in Eukaryota, Oomycota, Peronosporomycetes, Peronosporales, Peronosporaceae. The record is from RefSeq and is a predicted model, not a curated record.
AUGAUCAUUUCGACUGAGCAAAUGAUAGUCCGUGAUGCUAAGCUCACCAUCAAGCACACUCUACAGCUCACGCACACACAAAUGGCGCGAUUUAACGACAGCGUCCAUAAUUUGCGGAAGCCGCGGCGACUUCGUUGCAAGAAGAAACGUCAUCGUCUGCAUGUUCACUUCGUGUAA